Quercus lobata is the source of this 1858-nucleotide messenger RNA. It is a transcript of the gene PRMT6, whose product is annotated as protein arginine methyltransferase 6. The transcript is spliced from 13 exons. NCBI's taxonomy places the organism in Eukaryota, Viridiplantae, Streptophyta, Magnoliopsida, Fagales, Fagaceae. The record is from RefSeq and is a predicted model, not a curated record. The coding region runs from base 116 to 1411 and encodes 431 amino acids. Gene Ontology annotation, biological process: peptidyl-arginine methylation, to asymmetrical-dimethyl arginine; chromatin remodeling. Gene Ontology annotation, molecular function: protein-arginine N-methyltransferase activity; histone methyltransferase activity.
UGAAACUAUUGUGCAACUCUUUUUUGAUUUUUCUGUUAAAAAUCAAAAUUGGGUGUGUGUGUGUGAGAGAGAGAGAGAGACAGAGAGUGAGAGUGAGAGAGAAAUAGAUUGAACAAUGUAUUCGAGUUCGAAUCACAGUAACGGCUACCACCCACAACACCAACACGAAGACAAUCGUUUCGGACAAACACACAGUCACAGCAAGGACCGAGUUCGCAGGUACACUCGUGGCGGCGCUACUAGUACUAAUAGUAGGUCACGUGACUUCAGGGACUCCCAUGGCCAUGCUGGUCCUACCUCUGCCUCUGCCCUUAGGGUUUCUGACCAGCACCAGAAACCUGCUACUGAUUUCGACAUGGCUUACUUUCACUCUUACGCCCACGUUGGCAUUCACGAAGAAAUGAUCAAGGAUCGUGUACGGACUGAAACUUAUAGGAUGGCAAUCAUGCAGCAUCAGAGCGCUAUUGCAGGCAAAGUUGUAGUGGAUGUUGGUUGUGGCACAGGCAUUCUGUCGAUAUUUUGUGCCCAAGCUGGUGCAAAACGGGUAUAUGCUGUUGAUGCAAGUGAGAUUGCAUUGCAGGCAAAUGAAGUUGUGAAGGCUAAUAAUUUAUCUGAUACAGUCAUUGUAUUGCAUGGAAGAGUUGAGGAUGUUGAAAUAGACGAGGAGGUUGAUGUUAUAAUUUCCGAAUGGAUGGGCUACAUGCUUCUCUAUGAGAGUAUGCUGGGAAGUGUGAUCACUGCAAGAGAUCGAUGGCUGAAGCCUGGAGGUCUUAUACUUCCUUCAAAUGCAACGUUGUACAUGGCACCAGUUACGCACUCUGACAGAUACAGUGAAAGCAUUGAUUUCUGGCGCAAUGUUUAUGGAAUUGAUAUGUCUGCCAUGUUGCCACUAGCAAAACAGUGUGCAUUUGAGGAGCCAUGCGUGGAGACAAUAACGGGUGAGAACGUUUUGACAUGGCCGCAUGUGGUAAAGCAUGUUGACUGUUAUACAAUUACAAUUCAUGAGCUAGAAUCUGUCACAACUAGAUAUAAGUUCAAGUCAAUGAUGAGAGCUCCACUGCAUGGGUUUGCAUUUUGGUUUGAUGUUGAAUUCAGUGGACCUGCUGUAUCUCCCUCCAAUAAUCACACACUAUCAUUGCUUGUUGAUAAUAAUCCCAUAGAUGGUAGUCAGAGGAAGAAACGGGCAAAUCCCAAUGAAGCAUUGGUGCUGUCCACUGCACCUGAGGACCCUCCAACACAUUGGCAACAGACAAUGAUAUACUUUUAUGACCCGAUAGAGGUGGAGCAAGAUCAACUGAUUGAAGGCUCGGUAACACUAUCACAAAGCAAAGAAAAUGCUCGAUUCAUGAAUAUUCACCUUGAAUAUGCUUCGGGUGGCCGAGCCUUUGUAAAGGAGUCAGUAAUGCGAUAAUCAUCCUAAGGAUUCUCCUCAUUGUUAUCUGUGUUGGGCUUCUUGGAGCAAAUCCUUUUCAACUAAUUUCAUGGCUCAACCUGGGACUGUCUUGCCUACAUUUCUUAGUGAAGUUUGCUUCUCCAAACAAAACUCUGAGGGUGAGGCUGUGGACACGAAUUUCACCAACUUUAACCUAACAGAGUCCUCACGAAGAUGAAAUGAUUCAUUAACUAAAUUAAAUAUAAGCAUAGGUAAAUUUUGAUGUUAUCCCUGUUUGUUUUUUGACAUUGUUGGCUUAGUUUGCACUUGAGGUUGUAUUUUAUCUAAAUGGAUGUGAGUUACUAGAUGAGUGUGUCAUUCAAUUCUCUCAGUUCAACAAUAUGUUCCUUGUGACACCAUUUUUGAGGCUACAAGUGACUGAUGUAUUAAUCAAACUGUUGUAUUUGAAAUUUCUCUUGAUUUAUA